This is a messenger RNA of Suillus paluster, 735 nucleotides long. RefSeq lists its product as uncharacterized. The annotation marks the transcript as partial. The transcript is spliced from 2 exons. Lineage: Eukaryota; Fungi; Basidiomycota; Agaricomycetes; Boletales; Suillaceae. The record is from RefSeq and is a predicted model, not a curated record.
GAGAGACUAAUGAAAGAGUGGUCCUCACCUAUAUAUGCCUUCUUUCAACCGAUACCGACUAUCGAGUAUCAUGAUCAGCGUCAUUGUCAUGUUUUCAAGUGCGCAGCCCAUGGCUGUAAUCACCGUGUUCGUCAUUAUCUCGACAAAAAAGACGUGAAGUCUACAGGGAACAUGCGCAAACAUGUAAAGAGCUGCUGGGGUCAGCCAGCAUUACAAGCUGCAAUGGACUGUGGAAAUACCACGGCAGCACGAGAUGGACCCAUCAAAAGUCUACUUGAAACAGGGUCAAUCAAGACAUCAUUUGAUCACAAAGGUAAAGGGAAAGUGACUUACUCACAUCGUCAACACACACGCACAGAGACUCGUGCCGAAAUCAUCCGAUGGGUCUCGGAGAGUCUGUGCUCCUUCGAAAUAGUAAAGGACCGAGGUUUCAGCGCACUUAUGAAAACAGGGCGUCCAGAAUAUUACUUACCAUCACCGAAAACCGUUGCGCGUGAUGUCAGACAGGUGUUCGUUCGAAUGCGUGCACGCAUUGCACAAAUGCUACAGGACUACCCCGGAGAAUUGAACUUUGCGACUGACGCAUGGACGUCGCCGAAUCAUAGGGCGUUUGUCGCUGUUUCCGUGCAUCUUGAACACGAAGGUAAAGCACUGUCAAUGAUACUCGACAUAGUUGAGGUGGCGAAGGUAAAUAGAAUGAACGAGGGCACGCACCAUAUUGCUGACUAUUGGUAG